AUGAGAUUCAUUCACGUAUUUCAGCGGAGGGUUUGACUGAUCUGACAGCAGCUAUGACUGAGGGAACGCACCUGCGGAGGCGAGGGGGGCCGUAUAAGACUGAGCCAGCCACAGACCUAAGCCGCUGGAGGCUGACCAAUGUGGAGGGCCGGCAGACGUGGCGGUACCUGGAAGAUCAGGAGACCGCAGACAGAGAGCAGAGCAUGCUGGAGGCCCAUUCACUCGGCUUGGACACGAGUAAGUUCGUGUCCGACUCUCCAGCCGCCCACACUGCUGUGGACGCCGCAGUGAAAGGCAUGCACUUCUACAGUCAAUUGCAGGCCGAGGACGGUCACUGGGCAGGAGACUAUGGAGGGCCUCUCUUCCUGUUGCCAGGUCUCCUGAUCACCUGCCAUGUAGCUAAGAUCUCUCUGCCUGAGGCCUGGAAGAAGGAGAUGGUGAGGUACCUGCGCUCAGUCCAGCUCCCUGAUGGAGGCUGGGGUCUACAUGUUGAAGACAAGUCCACCGUCUUUGGCACAGCGCUGAGUUACACCUCACUUCGGAUCCUGGGAGUGGAUCCCGAUGAUCCAGACAUGGUUCGUGCCAGGAACAACCUGCACAGCAAAGGUGGAGCAGUUGGGAUUCCCUCGUGGGGGAAAUUCUGGUUGGCCAUUUUGAACGUCUACAGCUGGGAGGGAAUGAACACGCUCCUGCCUGAGAUGUGGUGAGUGGGAGAUGAUUUCCAGGCUGCAGAAUCAUUGAGCUCCGACGGCGUGUCCGACGGCGUGUCCGACGGCGUGUCCGACGGCGUGUCCGUCUACGUGCCGUCGGCUGCUGAGCAUGAGAAACCCAGAGAUGGUGGGUUUGCCACAUAUGAAACUAAGAGAGGAGGGAGACUCCUGGAGCUGCUCAACCCCUCUGAGGUGUUCGCUUUUGCCUUCAAACACAUUGUUUUAGUUUACUUGUUUGUUUUAUGCUUUGGGAUUAAUCCAAUCUCUUCUCUGACACAGGGGACGAAUGGAUCUCAGCUCUGGGACACCUGCUUUGCUGUGCAGGCUUACCUCGAGGCAGGAGCUCAGGACGACCCAAAACUAGCUGAAUGCCUUCGAGACGCCCAUCAGUUUCUCACUAUCACACAGAUCCCAGAGAAUCCUCCUCAAUAUCAGAAGUACUACAGACAGAUGAAUAAGGGAGGUUUCCCUUUCAGUACCCGUGACUGUGGUUGGAUUGUGGCCGACUGCACUGCAGAAGGCCUGAAGUCACUGAUGCUGCUGCAGGAGCUCUGCCCCUCCAUCAGGCAGCCCGUCUCCUCUGAGCGUCUGUGUGAUGCCGUCAACGUGGUGAGCGACAUCAUGAUUGAUUACACAUAUGUGGAGUGCACCUCAGCAGUUAUGCAGGCUCUGAGGCAUUUUCAGAAGGUCUACCCUGAUCACCGUGCAGAGGAGAUAAGGUCGACUCUGAGAGAGGGGCUGGAGUACUGCAGGAAGGUUCAGAGACCUGAUGGAUCUUGGGAAGGGUCCUGGGGAGUCUGCUUCACGUAUGGGAUGUGGUUUGGCCUGGAAGCUUUUGCUUGCAUGGGUCACGUGUACGAGAAUGGACAUGUGUGCGAAGAGGUGCAGAAAGCCUGUCGGUUCCUGCUGGACCGGCAGAUGCCAGAGGGAGGGUGGGGGGAGGACUUUGAGUCAUGUGAGCAGCGUCGCUACAUCCAGAGUGGCUCCGCUCAGAUACACAACACCUGCUGGGCUCUGUUAGGGCUGAUGGCUGUCAGGCAUCCUGACAGCAAGUCCAUUGAGAGGGGAGUACAGAUGCUGAUUGACAAGCAGUUGUCCAGCGGAGACUGGCCACAGGAGAAUAUUGCAGGUGUGUUCAAUAAAAGCUGUGCCAUCAGCUACACCUCAUACAGAAACGUCUUCCCGAUCUGGACCCUCGGCCGCUUCUCACGACUUUAUCCCACCAGUGGGCUGGCCGGGAAGGUCAAGCUCUGAACAGACUGCAUGCCAAAAAACAUCAUUGUCUCCAACAAAAAAUAGAAAAACAACAUUUACUGGAACACAUAAUCUCUGUUUUUAAGUCACACCUGAAAUGACUCAAUGAACGUGCACCGUUGAUGUGUUUCAGCUGCGAACACGUUUCAUUCUUUGAAAUACUUCCUGUCCACACAGCCAGAGCUCCUCCUUAAAAUCCUUUCUCAGUCUGAUCUUAAACAUUCAUGUGUACAAAACAGACUCCUGUCCAUGUUGCCUUACAUCCCCUUUUACUUGUAGUUUACUCUUUAUUUGAUCUUAAUAAUUAAAAAAGAAAUACAGA
Messenger RNA from Neolamprologus brichardi, 2286 nucleotides. The record is from RefSeq and is a predicted model, not a curated record. NCBI's taxonomy places the organism in Eukaryota, Metazoa, Chordata, Actinopteri, Cichliformes, Cichlidae.